Messenger RNA from Nematostella vectensis (starlet sea anemone), 2220 nucleotides. RefSeq lists its product as uncharacterized. The transcript has 2 exons. The coding region runs from base 373 to 1194 and encodes 273 amino acids. Lineage: Eukaryota; Metazoa; Cnidaria; Anthozoa; Actiniaria; Edwardsiidae. The record is from RefSeq and is a predicted model, not a curated record.
AACGAGCGCGCGUCCAGCAUGGCGGCAAAAACUGACAAUGUUGUUGUGUUUGGCGCGCUUCCAAAUGAGCUAUUAAUUAUAGCUCACUCGGACGCGCAGCUAUUAGGUAAUUUGCAUGGCAGGUGCGAGCUUACGAUAACGACGAUAAAGGAAAGCGGUAUUUGGUCAUCAUUGAUGGAAUCCAGAGGUAAAUUCUUUUCACGGCACGGUAAGGCGUGGAGAACCUGAGAACGAUAGUGAAAGUGAAAGUGAAAGAAUGUGUUAAAAAAUUUUCUGGAAUCUGCUUCCCAUGGGAAUCACACUCCUAUUUUUCAAAAAGAGCGACAGAGGCGAAUAAGCAAGCAGAGCAGCCGACUCAUAACUAUAACAAAGAUGGCAGGAUACAAGCAAGCGUUCCUUCUCUUUGCUAUCUUCCUUGCUGUGUUUUUUACAACAGUAAGUUUUCCCGACGCCACCAGGAACGCUUAUCGGGUUACCGAGCAAGGACUGCCAAAAGUUGCUGAAUUUGCGAUGGACGCCGCUGUCAAGUUUCGUGAUUACUGCGCCAAUGAUCUAAACACUGAUGUGACCAAGAUGAUGGUGUUUGUAUACAAAGUGGCGGUAGCUACAGGUCGAGUUAUCGGACCGAUAGGACAGAAAGUAGGGUUGCAAAUAUGGAAUUGGCUGGUUUGUAUUCACGACAACGCCAUGUCCUAUACAGAAGACACACUGCAGCAGAUCCUUGGGAAAGAAGAUUAUUGGACCCCAGAUGUGAUAAGCCCUGGUCGACACAAGCUACUCUCCCUUAUCCUGCUAAGUUUGUGGAUUCUCACAGGAAUUCUGUCUAUCUCACGUAUGUCAUACAACAAAUUUUUCCUGGUCAUGUCUGGCACUUUUCUCCUGCAUGCAGUGUUUGGCCCUGUCUGGUGUGUGCGACGCAUGGCAUUUGUUAUCGGCCUGUGUAUGUGGGCAGGUUCGGCAGCAGCUAAUAAGCCCAUUCCUGCUGCUGUCACUAUCCUCAUCAUCUUCCUGCUGACAGGGAUUCGCAAAUGGAGGAAGGGCAUCGCCAAGGCCAAGAGUGCUGCGGAUUUGUUGAUGUUUAACAAAACUAUGGAGCAGAGAAUGGAAAACUUAGAGAGAAAGCUAGACAUUGUGCUGGCAAAAGUAGAAUUCCUUGUUGACAAAGUUCCUGAUAGAGGCUGCCGACAUGCAUGAGACAUGAAUUUAUUAAUAGGCAGACUUUCAAAUGACCAGAAAGUGUUGUGUAGAUUAAUUUGCUCUUAGUGUUAUCCAUCAAUAUGCACUGUGGAGUUGACUUUCAAAUCAAUGAUUUGGGCCGUUAUACCAUGUUGACUUGAUGUUUGUAAGACAACCAAUAGUAGUCCUUUGCAGGAGAUCAUAAGGCUGAAGCCCAUUGUGUUUUCCUAUCAGCAGACAGAUAAUACAUAAUGUAAAUAUAAGCAGCAUGCUUAGUGUGAUUUUUCGUGAUAUUUCACAGGAUAAAGUCCAGAGAAGAAAUUCACUGACUUUGCAGUGUUCAAAUUGGCAUUCUUAGCUCCAGAUCAAAAUGCACACAAUAAAUUACCUUCUUAUCUACCGAAAAGGUGUCAACUGGAACACAAGCAGGUUGAGGUCCAGACCUGAACAAGUGUCUGCAGUAUACAACAUACCAUCAGACAGACAGCUUAGAGAGUGUUCAUUAUUUAUGGCCGGGGGGUGGGGGGGUGGGCGGUUUUCAGUGCCCCCCCCCCCUUUGUUGACCCCCUCCUCUUUAAAAAUCCACAAAACUACAUUUAUAAUAAGAAAUAUAGAUAUGUAUAAACAAAUCAUGCAUUAAAAACAACAACAAAAUAAUAUUUCUUAUUGUUAUAAGUCAAAUGUGGCCUUGUGGCAUUUUGAAACAGUAAAGAAUAUGUAUCUAUAUCUAUCUUUGCAUGCCAUAUCACUAGUCCACAUCACGCAGGACCAUUUUAUAUUUUACUGCAUUGGACUGUUCUAAUAAAAGAUAAAAUCGUCCUGUGUCAUUGGUAUCUAAUAGAUCUCCCAGAUCUGGUACUCGCGGGGGCGUCCAAAGCAAAGGUAUCCGAGUCAGACUUUUAACACAUUGACAUUAUCUAAUAACCUGCCGUACUAGAUUCCUAGUAUAUUUUACAAAUGCAUAUAUUUCGGUUGUUGUUUUUUAUUGAUCCUAUAGGUCAAGCUUAUGAACUACUAUCAAUUAAUAAACUGUUGAAUUUGUCA